AUGGACAGCAGAUCAGCUGUCACUCUUCUGCUCAAUGACUACAUGACGAGCAACAAAGUGAUAAGAUUCUGUAUAAAAGGAGUGCAGCAGAACUAUCGUCACUUCAUCAUGAGGUUCGCCCUCUUAGCCCUCAUUGGUGUGGCCUUCGGGCUACACAACUCGCUGGACCUGCUCCCACUAAAACCACGCAAUGAAUAUGUGUUCCGAUUUGAAGGAGACGUUCACUCUGGAAUUCCACUUCCCACCGAUACCACCGUUUCUCGCAUCCAAGCUAUGGUCCACGUCCAGAUCCCUGACGACCACAACGCCAUCCUCAAGCUGAGAGAUGUACGCUUCGUCACUGGAGAAGACGAGCGCAAGGAACUGUUCCAGCCGACCGAUGAACUGAAGCCGCGCCUCAUGUCGAAGGAGCACGUCGAACUCCUUGAGAUGCCGGUGCGCUUCGGUUACAAGAAUGGCAUGGUUUCCGACCUAAUCUUCGCUAACAAAGAGGAGCCGUGGUCGGCCAACGUGAAGCGCUCCAUCAUCAACAUGCUCCAGCUCAACCUGCACAAGAUGGGACGAACUGACGAGCCGAAGAUGGAGAGGUACGAGGUGAACCGUGAGAACGACUACUACACCACCACCGAGAGGACGAUCGAAGGAGACUGUGAGGUCGCCUACACUAUCCUUAAGAAGAAGGACUUUGUCACUGAGAUCACCAAGUCCGUUAACUUCGACAAGUGCACCCGUCGUCCAGAGGCAAAGUACAACUUCCGUUAUCUGACUGAGUGCCCAGAAUGCAAGGAGAAGGACGUACUCGAACCCACAACGGUCUACACCUACUUGCUUGAGAAGGAGGGUCUCAAGAAGGUCGAGGUCCGCUCCAUGUACACGAUCACCGUUGAGAACCAGCCAGUCAUGAAGACCGAGAUCCGCACCAGACUCACCCUGGAAGACAUCAAGGAGAUCAGACGUGAGUUCGACUGGACCGACGGAAAGAGAGAGACCCUGGUCUACUCCAACGAGUACNGCUCCAUGUACACGAUCACCGUUGAGAACCAGCCAAUCAUGAAGACCGAGAUCCGCACCAGACUCACCCUGGAAGAUAUCAAGGAGAUCAGACGUGAGUUCGACUGGACCGACGGAAAGAGAGAGACCCUGGUCUACUCCAACGAGUACGAGAAGCAGAUCGAACGCUUCCACAUGUAUGGAGAUGAAGUUGAGGUUCUGCCUUAUGAGCGCAUCCGAGACAAGAUCGAGGUCAUCCGCAACACCGUUGAAGAAAUCAAGGAGCUGAAGGAGAACAAGCAUGAAACUACCCAUCUGCUUUCUCGCCUGGUUUCCAUGUUCCGCAUGCUCACUCUCGAAGAGCUGUCCACCCUUCACACGAAGAUCUACAUGCCUGCUGAGGAAUAUAUUAAGAGCAUGAUCGAGCAUUCGCUGGCCAUUGCUGGAACCAGGAACACCAUCACUCACCUUCUUCGCCACAUGGAGAUGAGACACUUUAAGACCUACAGAACUGUGCACCUCCUCAAGUCCAUGCAGCAGACUCCAUACCCAUCACCCAAGACCGUCGAAGAGCUUCUCCGCUUCGCCGAAAACGAGGUCGUCGAGCGCUCACCUGUCAUCCGCCAAUCUCUUUGGCUCACCAUUGGAUCUGUCAUGCACGGAGUUGUCGGAAAAUCUAUGGAUAAGACUUACAUGAAGGAGGACGUCCCUGAGCUCAAGCGCAGAUACAUCAACAUCCUGAUGAAGGAAUACGAGAAGGCUGACGACAUCUACGAGAAAGUGCUUGUGCUGAAAUGCAUCGCCAACGCAGGAAUUGACCUGUCUGUCUACGAACUCGAGAAGAUCAUCCUGAAUAAGCGAGAAGAGCUGCUCGUUCGCAUGGAAGCCAUUGAUGCUCUGCGCCUUCUUAAAGAAUGGAUGCCACGCAAGAUCCAGUCCAUCCUCAUGCCGGUCUACAAGAGCCGUGUUGAGGAGCCCGAGCUCAGAAUGGCCGCUCUUGUCCGCAUCAUGCACACCCUGCCUCCCCAGCCCGUCAUCAGCCAAAUCGUUUCCACCAUGGAGCGCGAGCCGAACCAGCAAGUGGCUACUUUCACCUAUGACCUGCUGAACUCUUUCGCCAAGUCGACCCACACCUGCUACAAGAAGCUUGCUUCUGAAAUCCGUCCGCUCAUGACCAUGACCCGCUACAAGCGCGGAGAACGUGUCUACACCAGCACUUACAAGUACCUGCCCAUGUUCAAGGAAGAGCUCAUGACCGGUGCUAACAUGGACUUCGCCACCAUCUUUGGUAAGAACACUGUGUGGCCGAGGGAGAUGAUGGUCAAACUCGACACCGUCUUCUCAGGCAUGUGGCACAAAUACCUCUUCCAGUUCGGAAUCACUCAGCAGAACAUUGAGCAGAUCUUGGAGAAACUGACUAGCAAACUGAUGAGGAUGGAAAGGAAUACGAACACCGUUGUGCGUGGACGUCGCAUUCGUGAGUCCCUGAACCUCCUGAAGGACAUUGCCAAGAAGCUCAACAUUCAUCCACGUGUCGUUGAAAACAAGACUCCAUAUGUCAUGCUUUACUUCCGCCACAAGGGCAUGGACUACGCUGUUCUCCCGAUCGACGAGAAGAUCAUCGACGAACUGCUUGAGAAGUUCAUCCGAGAUGGAAGGCUUGAGACCAGGGAAAUCGAACGAUAUCUCAGACGCGAACCUGAGUUCAAGCUGCACACCUUCACGUUCUUCUACGAGAUGAUCAGGAAGCUGCCCACCACCCUUGGUCUGCCUCUGAUGAUCAGAUCUAAGAUGCCUACUGUCAUGUCUGCUGAAGGAGAAUUCACCGUGGAAAUGGUAAAUGCCGGAAUCCGUGUCCGUCUUAACACCAAGCCGUCUGUUGUCGCCACCCAUGUCGCAGAGAUGAUGGUGAAGAACCCACUUUUCGAGCAGGGAGUAAAACUCGUCCGCUCUCUCGAGGCUCGUCUGCCGGUCGACUUUGACAUGGAGCUGACCUACAGAAAUGGAUUCGAAAUCAGAACGAACUUCAACAUCCCAACUGAGGAAAAGACUCUGAUGCACUACACCUCGAGACCAAUGACCUUCUUCCGAUUCUUCAGCGGUGAGAGGAAGUACAUCACUGAGACUGAGCUGAAGACUAUUGUUCUUCCCAAAUGGAGACACCUUAACACCGAGAAGGAAUGGACCUACAACAUCUGGGGACUGAAGGCUAUUGCUCGCGGAAACUGGCUCCACAAAUGGAACGUGCGCGAUAUUCUUCUUGGCGAGUACGACUGGGAAUUCGUUCUGACCCCCACUCGUGAGGCACCGAAGAAGAUCCGCUUCUUCUUGGAUAGCUCAAGAAUUGAGAAGGUUCGUCUCGACAAGAUCGAUUUCACUGACCUCUUCGAGAAGGAGUUCGAAGUUGAGAGCAGUGAGCACGAGAACUUUGAGGAGCGUGAACGCCGCGAGUACUUCCACAGGAAUGUCCGCGAGAUUGAGAGGAAGAACGGCUACAAGCACCGCCUGCACAUGAGAAUCGAAGCUGUUGACUCAAUGGUGCCAUACUACGGACAUGUCGAAAUUGUGACCGUUUGCGAUGAAGAGUUCGGCUUCUGCAAGAAGACCAUUGAAGGCAAACGCUCUCCAAUCAACGAGGAACGACGCGAGUGGACUUUCAUGGGACACAUGCAAUUCGUCCUGCCAAAGAUGCCGAAAUCUCUGACGGAGCUCAAGAACCAGAAGCACCGCGAAAUUCAGGGACUUGUUGAGAUGAAAUGGGGAGCUGAGGAGAGGAACAGGCUUAAGAUGAAGAUCCAACUGGAGCAGAGCAAGGAGCAGAAGAAGUGGCUGAAACUCGUCAACAAGGAACACGAGGGACUCACCGCCUACGAUCUCCUCCUCAAGGCUGGCCGACUCAACCAGCUUAAGGUCGUCGCUGAUUACGAACUUUCUCCUCGCAUGAAGAACUUCUUCGAGCAUAUCUACAACUACAUGAAGGGAUACACUAUCUGGAAUAACAAGGUCACCAGGCUCAACCGUGAAAAUGACAGGAUCUACCUGAAACUGAACGUUGACCCAAUCACCCGUGACCUGAUCAACGUUAUGCUUGAGACCCCAUAUGAGCGCAUGGAACUGGAGAACUACGUUGUUCCUCAGCUGUACCUCCCCACUAUUGCCAAGAGAACUCUCCGUGACAUCCAUUAUGAGAUGAACCAGCCUAUGUGUGAGGUGAAGAGCACGAAGGUUAGAACCUUUGACGAUGUCGUCUUCCGCGCUCCACUCACCAACUGCUACUCGGUUAUCGCCAAGGACUGCUCGGAGGAGCCUCGAUUCGUUGUCAUGGUUAAGAAGAUGAGGAAGGAUUCUGAAAUGAAGAAGAUGAAGAUCAUCAACGAGCGUGAGCAGGUCUUCGAAGUUGAAAUGAAUGAGGGCAGACUCAGAGUCUAUGUUGACGGCGAGAAGGUCAACAAGGAAGAACUGGAGAAGUACAACAUCGAGCCGAUUGAGGAGAACAUGGUCCGCGUGAGACUUGAAGACCUCAUGGUCCACUUCGACGGCUACACCGUCAAGGUCUACAUGGGCAAACACAUGACUGAAAAGCAAUGCGGUCUCUGCGGCCACUUCGACGAAGAGGUAUCUACCGUAGUUUUGACGUUGAACCUGCCCAAAAAACUGAAGCCUUUACAGAAGGACAACGAAUUCUACACCCCGAAGAAGGAAUACACCGACGACAUCAUGGAAUUCCACAAGUCGUACCUUCUGAACGAUGAGUGCGAAGUCGAGAAGGAACUUCCCCGUGAGAAGAAGCACUACAGACUGGAGAAGAGCGCGUCAUCAUCGAGUGAGGAGGACUGGCUUGACUUCUACGAGAACGAUGACAAGCGUAAGGAGAUGAGACGCACCUACAAAUACAGGGCUGAGAGUGAGGAGGAAGAAAUCCUGGAGAAGCACCAUGUGAUCGAGUACCCACACCAAGUCUGCUUCUCGCUUGAGCCCGUCCGUGUCUGCCGCAGGAACGAAGUCAAGGGUGAGACGAUGGACAAGAAGGUUCGCUUCACUUGCCUGCCUCGCUCAUCUCGUGAAGCUCGCGAACUCCUUCACAAGGUCCGCAAGAACGUCGUCGACCUUAGCCGCCAUCCCAUUUCAUUCGUCGAGACUAUUGAAGUUCCCCGCACAUGCACUGUGUAUUGA
Messenger RNA from Haemonchus placei, 5163 nucleotides. Lineage: Eukaryota; Metazoa; Nematoda; Chromadorea; Rhabditida; Trichostrongylidae. The record is from the annotation of a GenBank genome assembly.